GUUCCGUAGGUUUAUGUUCUGCUGUUCGUUGCACUCAUGCUGUUUGUUUUAGUCGCGAAUGUUGACUCUAUUUUAAUUUCAUAAAUGAGUGCGAUAGUGAUUUUUGUUAAACUCCCCUAAAAUGCGUUUAAAAACAAUUUUGUUUGCCCUCCUGUGCUUGGAAAGUAGUGGAUUCGAACAUGGAAUGACCAGGAUAUCGGAUAGGGAUGAUCUUAUACCUAAACACGAUAAAUGUCAACAAAUUACAGUGCCUAUAUGUAUGGAUAUACAAUACAAUACAACAAUAAUGCCCAAUUUGCUUAACCAUCAGAAGCAGGACGAUGCCGGCAUGGAAGUGCAUCAGUAUUUUCCGCUUGUUAAAGUGAAGUGCAGCCCCGACCUGCAAUUAUUUUUGUGCUCGGUUUAUGUGCCGGUAUGUACGAUUUUGGAUAGACCGAUUCCCCCCUGUAGGGCUCUGUGCUUGUCUGCUAAGUCGGGGUGCGAGUCCAUCAUGAAGAGGUUCGGCUUUGAUUGGCCCGAGAAUCUGGACUGUGCACAGUAUCCGGAAGGUCAGGACGUUGACGGGGUGAUUUGUGUGGGUGAAAACAAAACGAGCGCGUCGACGACGCCGUCAACUUUCGGCGGUUACCAUCUGGGUACGAUGAGCCUACAACCGGAAACUCCCUUUCGGGAUGUACAUCCCGGGAGGGAUAUAGGAUUUAAGUGUCCUGUACAGUUUAAGGUUCCUUCAUAUUUGGAGUACACUCUGAAAGUCGGCGAUACCGUCGAAAGGAAUUGUGGCGCGCCGUGCACGAUGAUGUUCUUUAGUGAUGGUCAACGGAAAUUCUCUCGAAUUUGGGUCGGUACGUGGGCCGUUUUGUGUUCCGCGAGUUGCCUUUUUACGGUGCUGACGUUUAUGAUUGACACUAAUCGUUUUAAAUAUCCCGAAAGGCCGAUCAUUUUUCUUUCUUUGUGUUACUUAAUGGUGGCUUUGGCGUACGUUGUUGGUUUUGUAGCCGGCGACGGAAUCGCGUGUCGAAAACCGUUCCCGGGUUAUCAAACCGUUAGUACCAUUACGCAGGGUACCAAAUACGAGAUAUGUACCAUUCUCUUUAUGGUGCUAUACUUCUUUAGCAUGGCAUCCAGUAUUUGGUGGGUAGUGUUGACUCUCACGUGGUUUUUAGCCGCCGGAUUAAAAUGGGGCCACGAAGCGAUCGAAGCCAAUUCUCAGUAUUUUCAUUUGGCGGCUUGGGCUGUACCUGCAUUUAAAACUAUCACGAUUUUAGCGAUGGGAGCAGUUGAUGGUAAGUUUUAUCUUUUAUGGUGCCGCCUACCUGAUUAUAAGAUGAAAUGCAUAAAUUGUCUUGUCAAAAAUAUACCACGUUCUCUAUGA
Photinus pyralis (common eastern firefly) is the source of this 1372-nucleotide messenger RNA. RefSeq names its product frizzled-7-like. NCBI's taxonomy places the organism in Eukaryota, Metazoa, Arthropoda, Insecta, Coleoptera, Lampyridae. The transcript has a single exon. Gene Ontology annotation, biological process: canonical Wnt signaling pathway; non-canonical Wnt signaling pathway. Gene Ontology annotation, cellular component: plasma membrane. The coding region runs from base 122 to 1372 and encodes 416 amino acids. The record is from RefSeq and is a predicted model, not a curated record. Gene Ontology annotation, molecular function: Wnt receptor activity; Wnt-protein binding.